This is a messenger RNA of Arctia plantaginis, 1212 nucleotides long. The record is from the annotation of a GenBank genome assembly. Lineage: Eukaryota; Metazoa; Arthropoda; Insecta; Lepidoptera; Erebidae.
AUGCAAGCAAUAGUAUUAAUUGUGUUGUCUAUGGCCUUGUGUUAUGCACAAGUUCAUACGCCGUACAAUGAUUUGCCGAACCGAAUAGGUAACUUUUCUAUAGAAGCAUUAUACCAUACAUCGCGAACAUUACAGGAUGGACAAAAUAUUAUUAUGUCUCCGCUGACUAUUUGGACUGCACUCGCUGCUAUCGCCGAGGGUGCUCAGGGAGGCACAAGAGAAGAGAUCUUUAACGCAAUUAGAUGGAGAGGGACAAGAGAUAUUUCAAACAGCUACAGAGAGAUCAGUCAGUGGUUGAAAGUGAACACUUAUACGGUGAAACUAACGAAACUAAAUACCAUGUUUGUUGAUCAAAAAAGUUUAGUACUAAGGCAUUAUCAGGACUUAGCUAAAGUGAAUUAUGAGAUGGAUGUCAUUAGUUUAAACUUCAGUGACAGUGUUGUUGUAGCCAGUGUGUUAAAUAGAGCCAUUGCGGAUUUCACUAACGGUGUCAUAAAACAAAUCGUUGAGCCCGACUAUUUUCAGAACUCAAAUAUGGUGCUAGUAAGUGCUAUAUAUUUCAAGGGGCAGUGGUCUGUCCCGUUUAACACGAGUGAAACCAAAAGAGCGCCCUUCUAUGACAGCGAAGGUCAGACAAUUGGAGAUGUGAACAUGAUGCAUAAAAGAUAUACAUAUCCACUCUCAAACUUUAGACAACUACAAGCCAGGGUUAUAGAACUGCCUUAUGGUGACCGAAAUAGGAUGUCCAUGUUUGUUAUGCUACCGAAUCCUGGCGUAUCUGUUGAAAACAUGCUUAGAAACAUGCAAAAUCUAAAUCUUGACUCAUUUUUUGAAGAGAUGAGAAUAUCCAAAGAAGAAUAUCCAGAUGAUGAAGUAGAUUGCUUCUUUCCCCGUUUCAAAGUGGAGUCGGAGAUUGAUUUAGUUGACGUUUUACAAAAAAAUUUUGGUAUUACGGAUUUGUUUGACCCAAAAAAUGCACGUUUAGGUCUAAUAGCGAGGACGCCGGUGUACGUAUCUAAAAUGUUCCAUAGGGCUCAAAUAGAAGUGACCGAAGAGGGUACAACAGCUGCUGCCGUGACUGUGGCUGAGUUCAAAAGCCGUAGCGGCAUUGUAACCUUCAAGGCUGAUAGACCUUUUGUAUAUCUCAUAGUAGAAAAAGAGACUAAUACUAUUGUUAUAUGUGGACUUUAUAAGCAACCUUCCCUAUACUGA